AUGACUCUAAGAAAACUACAAUCCAGAUACCUAGGAAUCGCCAAUGAUGACGACGACAUAGCUAUCCCUGCUGAUGCAGAAGUUGACCCUAGACUCAUAUUGCCUCCCAGGAAAGUCAGAAUGAAAGAAAAAGUAAAUGCAACAUUUGUUACCCUUGCCAGGAACGAAGAACUAUACGGCUUGUUAACUUCCAUUAACCACAUUGAAGAUCGGUUCAAUAGGAAAUUCCAUUACGACUGGGUAUUUUUCAAUGAUGUCCCAUUCUCGGAAGAAUUCAUUCAAAUGACAUCUGCAGUAGUAUCCGGAAAAGCUUUCUAUGAAGUUAUUCCUAAAGAACAUUGGUCAUUUCCUGAAUGGAUAAAUCCCGAUGAAGCAAGAGCAAGUAUAGAAAAGAUGAAAAACAAGAAUGGUAGAACCGAAUCAUACAGACAUAUGUGUAGAUUUGAAAGUGGGUUUUUCUGGCAACAGCCAAUUAUGGAUAAAUAUGAUUGGUAUUGGAGAGUAGAACCAAACAUUGAAAUAUAUUGCGAUAUCAAUUAUGAUGUUUUCAAGUAUAUGCAAGAUAAUAAUAAAGUUUACGGAUUCACAAUUGCCUUUCACGAAUUUAGAAAUACCAUUCCUACAUUAUGGAAGAGUACCCAAGAAUUCCUCGACCAUCAUCCUGAAUACAUCGCGGAGGAUAACCUUCAAGCUUUCGUAAGUGACAACAAUGGGAAGACUUAUAACACUUGUCAUUUCUGGACCAAUUUCGAAAUCGCUAGCCUUGAUUUCUGGAGAUCACAAGCAUAUCGAGAGUACUUUGAUUUCUUAGACCAUAAGGGAGGAUUCUUUUGGGAACGUUGGGGAGAUGCACCAAUCCAUUCAAUUGCAGCUAGUUUGUUCCUACAAAAAGAUAAGAUUCACUUUUUUGAAGAUAUAGGUUAUAAACAUACAGCUUAUCGGAAGUGUCCACUUGAGUUGACUUAUAGAGCAAGUCACCAUUGUGCGUGUGAUCCAGAAAGGGAUUGGACAUACAGAAGUCCCUGUGGAAAGAAAUAUUUCAAAGCUAUGGGAAUUCCACUACCUCAAGCAGCGUUAGAUUUGCUCGAGAGAGAUAAGAAGGCAAAAGAAGCCAAAAAUAAGGCCGAAAAGGAAGCCAAAGAGAAGGAAGCCAGCGAGAAGGAAGCCAGCGAGAAGGCAGAGAAGGAAGCCAAAGAGAAUGCAGAAAAGGAAGCCAAAGAGAAGGCAGAAUAG
Molecule: messenger RNA, 1233 nt
Organism: Hemisphaericaspora subhashii
Lineage: Eukaryota; Fungi; Ascomycota; Pichiomycetes; Serinales; Debaryomycetaceae
Product: glycosyltransferase family 15 protein
Exons: 1
Coding region: 1-1233 (410 amino acids)
Biological process (GO): protein N-linked glycosylation; protein O-linked glycosylation; cell wall mannoprotein biosynthetic process
Cellular component (GO): membrane; Golgi apparatus
Molecular function (GO): alpha-1,2-mannosyltransferase activity
Source: RefSeq, a predicted model, not a curated record